Molecule: messenger RNA, 543 nt
Organism: Drosophila biarmipes
Lineage: Eukaryota; Metazoa; Arthropoda; Insecta; Diptera; Drosophilidae
Product: C-type lectin 37Db
Exons: 1
Coding region: 1-543 (180 amino acids)
Source: RefSeq, a predicted model, not a curated record
AUGGUUAAGUACGGAGCCGUGCCGAUCCUCGUUUUAUUGGCUGCUGGUCAUUAUGGUUCUCUGGCAGAAUCCGAAAAUGGAGAGUUCCAGAAUCCUUGGGACAACUUAACAGACUUACUGGGAAGAAUACCCUUAAGAAUGGCAACCCCGCAGCCAAAUUUUCAGCUGAUCGGCUCCAGGUACUUCCAUAUCGAACAAAAUAUCAAGCAAAAUUGGACCACUGCUGCCAGUACCUGUCGUCAACUGGGCGGAUAUCUGGCCGCGAUGAAGGACGAAGAGGAGGCGAAGGCCAUCAUCGCUAGACUCACUCCAUUUAAGUACUACUACAUGGGCAUCAACGAUCACGAAAAAAGGAGAAGCUUUGUGUCCUUGGCUUCUGGCAAGCCUGCCUUUUUAAAGUGGAGCAAGGGCGAACCCGACUACGUUUACCAUGACCAGAACUGCGUUUCGAUUCUAAAUUUCAACCCCGAUGACGAAGGCCUUAUGGUGGCGCCCUGCUCUAACAAAUAUACAUUUAUUUGCCAGAAAGAUACAGAAAUCUAA